Molecule: messenger RNA, 1798 nt
Organism: Paraphaeosphaeria sporulosa
Lineage: Eukaryota; Fungi; Ascomycota; Dothideomycetes; Pleosporales; Didymosphaeriaceae
Exons: 7
Coding region: 141-1664 (507 amino acids)
Biological process (GO): nuclear-transcribed mRNA poly(A) tail shortening; regulation of DNA-templated transcription
Cellular component (GO): P-body; CCR4-NOT core complex
Source: RefSeq, a predicted model, not a curated record
CUCGAACCAGCUUUCACUCCAACCCUCGUACACACGCCCAUCUCUAUCCUCACAUACCACACAUACUCGCCGAGAGGUCCAUUCGCUAAUAGUGCGAUGCAGGACCAGGAGGUCAAACACUACGAAACAUUCCCACGGGCAUGUUUCAGAACCAACAGAAUAGCGCCCGCGGUGGCCCGCUGGGCGGCAACAGGUUACAAAACGGAAAGCUAGGCAGCGGAUCGCAAUGGGCAUUCGGCGGACCCAUGGGCGCGGCUCCCGGUCUCCCUAAUGCACAGUCGCGAGCAAACGGCGGUGGGUUGUCGAGCUUCGCACAAACAAUUGGCAGCUCUCAGUCCCACACCCCCCUCAAUCUUGAAGAGUUUCCUUCGUUGUCAGGCGCGCCGCAAGCACAGCAGAACACGUCUGCACAACAAAUGUGGUCAAAUCCGACGCUACGUACGACGCAACAGCACUCUACGAUCCAACGACCGCAGGGGCAAGGCACCCAACAAGGCCAGGUUGGUCAGCCUGCGAACCAACCGCUGAAUCAAGCGCACGACGAAGGAGUGAGCACCGCACAAGGCCAGUUCUCGGCAGGUGGGGAUGAUUACAGGUUUGGAGGACAGUCAGGAGUUGGACAAUUGUCAGGCUCUGCCCAACCUCAGACGGGCAAUAUCGAUGAGUUUCCGCCAUUAGGAGGCAGUGCUGAUGUCGGGCCUGAUCGAAGAACUGGUAUGAUACAAAACGCUGCAGCCUACGGCGGCACUGCCAACGCAAAUGCUUUCCCUGGGCUUGGACAGACAAGGAACGGUCUCUCAAGUCCCACCGACUCGCAGCAAGACCGGGCAAUCAACCCAACUUUAGGGGGCAGAGGAAUAACUGCUGCCUCAGCGUCUCGGUCGCCCUUUGAGAAUAUGCGCAGCGGCGGGGGAACCCCGGGCCUUACAGACAACAACGCACGCGCCGGACAUUCAUUAGGAAAUAUACAAAGCAUGUCUUUCAUGGGUUCAACUCCGCAGAAUCUACCACCAGUUGGACAGCGGCCGCAGCAAAACCAGUUCGAGUCAGCGUUCGGCUCUGAUACCGUGGGAUCACCGAACGGGCAAGCACCACACAAGAAGUUGGCAGAGAUGACAGAGGCGGAGCGAUAUACCCUCCCAGGACUUCUCUCGAUGAUACCUAUGGAUAGUCCUGACUACUCUUCGCUUGCGGUUGGGCAAGAUCUUACAGUGUUGGGGCUCGACCUCAGCCGCCCGGAUAACUCUCCCUUGCACCCUACUUUUGGCUCACCAUUCGUGGAAUCUAACGCCAAGCCCGUAAUACCUCCAGAUUUCAAGCUCCCUGCAGCCUAUACAGUGACGAACGUACCGCCGCUGCAUACCAAAGUGACUAGCUUCUCUGCAGAGACACUACUUGCCAUAUUUUACCAAUUCCCACGAGACAUAAUGCAGGAGAUUGCUGCAAACGAAUUAUACAAUCGCGACUGGAGGUGGCAUACUAAGCUGCAGCAAUGGAUGAUGAAGGAUCCCGAUCUACCAGCACCUGUACGACUGUCGCCGAAAGUUGAGCGUGGAUGGUACUUGUUUUUCGAUGUUACAAACUGGCGGAGGGAGCGGCGAGAGUUCGAACUUGACUACGAUCAUCUAGACCAGCGUCAUGGGCCUGCCAUGGCUGCUGUUUAGUUUACUGCUGGUCCCAGAAUAGAUUUCCUGCAGUUCUGGAAAUGGGAAAUGCCAGGAGAAAAUGAGUGGGCGACGUUCGUGCGACUGCGACAAAGUCUUGAGUACCUUAUGUCAUAUCAGAGAUGUAAUUCGGA